AUGGCAGAUCCCAAUACCCGUCUUCCUCUUUCACACCAGUCGGUUUUGGAAGCUCAUAAACUCAUUAAGCCGCAUAUACAUUUCACCCCGGUUCUUACAAAUAGGACGAUUGAUGAGAUAGCUAGUACGCCGCAGAGCUUAGAGGCGUUAAAGGGGACAGAGUGGGAGGGAAAGGAACCUGCGAAACCAAAAAUAAGGUUAUGGUUUAAAUGUGAGAAUUUGCAGAGAGUAGGCGCGUUUAAAGUUCGCGGUGCUUUUCAUGCGUUGAAGAGGUUGGAGGAGGCGGAAGGUGGGGUGGAUGCUGGGUAUGGGGAUGGAGGGUGGAGAGAGAAGGGGGUGGUUACGCAUAGUAGUGGAAACCAUGCACAAGCCCUCGCACUCGCAGCCCGCGAACUCAAAAUCCCAGCCCACAUCGUCAUGCCUACAAUUUCCACCCCCUCAAAAAUAGCAGCUACAAAAGGUUACGGCGCACAAGUACGUUUCAGUGGUUCAACAUCCGUAGAGCGAGAAGCAAUGGUCGAAGAAGUGAUCAAAGAAACAGGCGCGAAACUCGUCCCGCCAUACGAUCAUCCAGAUAUUAUUGCAGGUCAAGGAACUAUGGGUUUAGAAUUGCAGGAACAGGUACGGAAAUUACAAUUUGAGAGGGGUGUCAUUGGGGCUCUUUCAUGCCAAGACACCGGAAUCUCCGUAUUUGGCGCAGAACCAGAAUUCCAAGGCGCAGACGAUGGAAAACGUGGAUUUCGUCAGGGCAAAAGAAUCGAGAGUGUGAAAUCGCUCACGAUCGCCGAUGGACUUCGUACUCCCGUGGGAAAACUCCCUUGGGAUGUUAUUUAUGAGAGGAGACUUGUGCGGGAUAUGUAUAGUGUGUCGGAAGAACAGAUUCGGAUGGCGAUGCGUUUGGUUUUUGAGAGGAUGAAGGUGGUGGUGGAACCAAGGGGGUGGUGGAGAGGGAGGGGGGGGAGAUGGGGUGGGAUGUUGGGGUGGUUUUUAGUGGGGGGAAUGUGGGGGUUGAGGCUUUGGGGGGAUUUUUUUGAGGUGGGUAGGGGCGAGGGUGGUGGUGAGGUAGAGGGGGAGAGGGAGAGGGAGAGGGCUGGGGGGGUUGUUGAGGAGGGAUGGAAGAGGGUGGCGGAGAUAUUGCGGGGUAGGGGAUGUUUGGAUGAUGGAUGA
Sclerotinia sclerotiorum 1980 UF-70 is the source of this 1167-nucleotide messenger RNA. RefSeq lists its product as hypothetical. The transcript has 4 exons. The record is from RefSeq and is a predicted model, not a curated record. NCBI's taxonomy places the organism in Eukaryota, Fungi, Ascomycota, Leotiomycetes, Helotiales, Sclerotiniaceae. Gene Ontology annotation, molecular function: ATP binding; L-serine ammonia-lyase activity; D-serine ammonia-lyase activity. The coding region runs from base 1 to 1167 and encodes 388 amino acids. Gene Ontology annotation, biological process: L-serine metabolic process; D-serine biosynthetic process; pyruvate biosynthetic process.